This is a messenger RNA of Striga hermonthica, 2034 nucleotides long. The record is from the annotation of a GenBank genome assembly. Lineage: Eukaryota; Viridiplantae; Streptophyta; Magnoliopsida; Lamiales; Orobanchaceae.
AUGGACACGGGAAGUAGCCUGGUCUGGCUUCAAUGUGAUGGCUGCACAAAGUGCUUUAAGCAAAUACCAAUACCAUUCCCCAAAGGAAAUUCCUCAUCUUUUCGCACGAUUACUUAUAAAAGCAAGCCAGCAUUCUACAAGUGUGAAUACACAGAUGGAGACAGCACUCGCGGCAUCUUGGCCUAUGAAACAUUUUACCUCGAGACCAAAACAUCCGAGCUGGCAAAAAUCGAAAACAUCAAAUUCGGGUGUGGUGUGGAAAACAAUAUAUUAUAUGUGAAACUCAAAGAUAACAAGAUUGUCGGAAUAAUGGGACUCGGCUGGGAAGAGAACUCGUUCGUCAAACAGCUUGGACCCAAAAGCAAAGGCAAAUUCUCAUACUGCUUGCCUCGUAUAAACUCGGGAAACGCACCCAACGCGUAUCUAAGAUUCGGUGACGAUGCCUUAGCCCAAAACAAACUCACCAAAAGCACCCAACUGAUCAGAAUGAAAAAUAAAGACCUUUACUAUGUGGAAAUGCUGGGCAUCAGCAUGAACAGGGCUAAGCUCAACAUCAGUCCACAAGUGUUCGCAGUGAAGAACAGCAACAGCAGGACAGCUUGUUCCAAGAAUUGGAUACCCCAAUACAAAGAGUACUACUUACACUUAGAUACCGGAAGUAGCCUCACAUGGCUCCAAUGCAAUGGCUGCAAAAAAUGCUUCAACCAAACACAAAUCCCAUUUCCCAACGAAAAAUCUUCCUCUUUUCGAGCCCUUAUCGAAAAAGGUAAUCAAUUAGGUUAUGUGAGCGUUUAUGGAGAUGGAGAUAUCACGAGCGGCAUUCUAGCCCACGAGACUUUCUACUUCAAGACAAAGAAAGGAUUAGUGAAAAUCGAAAACGUGCAAUUCGGGUGUGGUUUGAACAAUGUAAUGGAAUACGGAGAGUAUCAAAAUAACAAGAUUGCUGGAAUAAUGGGAAUUGGGUGGGGCGAUUCGUCACUGAUCAACCAACUCGGACCGGAAGUGAAAGGAAAAUUCUCUUACUGCUUGCCGGUUAUAAUUUUAGAAAAGGCACCCAAAACGUAUCUAAGGAUCAAAAGGUCAGCCCUGCAAUUCAAAACACAGACACUUUUAACAGAAACACGGAUCGAGACCCAACAGUGCCACUACAUCUUGAAAAUCGGGAUCGGGACAUUCAAAUCCGACCCGCCUUACAAAGAGUACUACUUAGAAAUGGACACGGGCAGCAGCCUCGUCUGGCUCCAAUGCCAUGGCUGCACGAAGUGUUUCAAUCAAAUCCCACAGCCAUUUCCUGCCAAAAACUCCUCCUCCUUUCGGCCCCUUCUCAUCGAGAAGGGGCCCAAGCAGUACGAGUACGAGUACCAAGAUAGGGCCAUCACACGAGGUGUGCUGGCCCACGAAACGUUCCAUCUCAGGUCCAAAGCAGACAAAUCAUCGAACGCCUAUCUGGUAUUAGGGGACACCGGAAAACCACAGCCCAAAAGCUCCAGCAAAACCCCACUACUCAGAACAGACCAAAACAGCCCGUAUUAUGUGGCUCUACAAGACAUCAGCGUCAACAAAAACAAACUACGCAUAAAACCCGAGGUUUUUCUUUUCGACGGCAACAAUUUCACCGGCGGCUGCAUCAUCGACACCGGCACGCCGUAUUCAAGAAUCAUAACGCCCGCGUUCAAAAUCCUGGUAAAGGCGCUAGAAAACUAUUUUUCGAGCAAAAGGGGGCUGAAAAGGCUCGGACGAAAUCUGGGCCUGGAAUUAUGCUACGAAAGGAAAGGGCCCGGCGGGAUCGACGGGCUGCUGCCGGAGAUCACGUUUCAUCUGAAGGGAACAAAAGCGGAUUUCGUGGUGGGACCCGAGGCGGGUUUCGACAUUGUGGGGCGGCGUCGGACCGGAGCCCGCCAGUAUUUUUGCCUAGCGAUGGUGAGGGACGACGGGAUGACCCUCAUCGGCACGCACCAGCAGGCGAACAAGAGGGUAAUCCAUGAUUUCGGGAAGAAAGAACUGGUUUUUUAUGAUGAAGAUUGUUCUAAAUGA